Coregonus clupeaformis (lake whitefish) is the source of this 1360-nucleotide messenger RNA. Its product is annotated as vesicle transport protein SFT2A. Gene Ontology annotation, biological process: vesicle-mediated transport. NCBI's taxonomy places the organism in Eukaryota, Metazoa, Chordata, Actinopteri, Salmoniformes, Salmonidae. The transcript is spliced from 8 exons. Gene Ontology annotation, cellular component: membrane. Bases 119 to 601 code for a protein of 160 amino acids. The record is from RefSeq and is a predicted model, not a curated record.
UCCCUGAAGUCCGAGGAAGUUAGCUGGCUAGACGAUCUAGCUCUGCAUUUUAGUUUAGCUGUCUAGCUAGCUCAUUUAGUUCCAAACAAAUAAUAAUCCACAUAUAUAUUUAUUAUCAAUGAUGGACAGGCUUCGUAGUAUGAUAGGGGGACGAGAAGACGAGGAAGUGGGGCUCACAGCGCAGGUCCUGGAUGCCUCAAGCCUCAGCUACAGCACCCGGGUGAAGUGGUUCGUCAUAUGCUUCGCCUCAGGCAUCCUGUGCUCCAUACUGGGCACCGCACUGCUGUUCUUACCCGGCGGCACCAAGCUGUUUGCUGUGUUCUACACACUAGGGAACCUCGCUGCACUCUCCAGCACCUGUUUCCUGAUGGGACCCCUUAAGCAGCUGAAGAGAAUGUUUGAACCCACAAGGCUGAUAGCCACCUGUGUGGUGCUGCUCUGUCUCAUUUUGACUCUUUGUGCAGUUUUCUGGUGGAAUAAGAAGGGACUGGCCAUCAUCUUCUGUAUUCUACAGUUCUUAGCAAUGACAUGGUACAGCAUCUCUUACAUUCCAUUUGCCAGGGAUGCAGUGAUGAAGGUUUUCACCAGCUGUCUGAGUUAGAGAACGGACGCCAGUCUCCCAGACCUGGGUUCAAGUACUAUGAAAUCACAAGACUGGUCCCAAAUAUGCAAAUGGAUAGAUAUUUUGUUUUUGGGGAAUUGUAUUUUUCAUUUUCAUUGCUGUUUUGAUACUGUGAAUCAUUCAUAUUUCCAAUAGUUGUAAUCAUGAUAGCAGUUAUCUGAAACUAAAGUUUAUUCAUAUUAUGCUUAUCAGGGUUGGGGUCAAUUUCAAUUCAGUUAAUUCAGGAAGAAGACUGGAAUUUGGAAUUGGAAUUAGUUUAAUUCCUGAAUUGACCCUGAUUGAUGCUUAUUUAUCUGUUUAGUUUCUUACUCUCAGAUUGGGUCUGUUAUUUUAAGUGUGUUUAUGCUUCCGGGUGAGAGGUGAAUGCUUGAAAUCAAAUGAUUUAAGAAUGUUCCUAAUAUAUAUAUCAUCCAAAAAGACAGGAUUGGGGUCAAGUGGAAUUGAAGACGGUCAAUUCAGGAAGUGAUUUGAAUUUCAAAUGAAAACAUUUAACAACUCUCAAAAUAAAUAGCUUUUACUUCUCAGUUUAUUGAGAAGUCAUUAAAAUAUGCUUCUUUUUUUUCAAUUAUUGAAUUGGAAGUUCAGUUUACUUCCUGAAUUGACUGCCUUCAAUUCGAAUUGACCCCUACCCUGCAAGAAUACCAAUUUUAUAUCUUGUUUUGUUCAGAGAAGGGAAAGGCCUAUAGACAUUUUACAAUAUGAUACCUGUAAAACUGAAAAUACAACUCAAUACCUUAA